This is a messenger RNA of Ichthyophthirius multifiliis, 1765 nucleotides long. Its product is annotated as myotubularin-related protein 2, putative. Gene Ontology annotation, molecular function: phosphatase activity. The record is from RefSeq and is a predicted model, not a curated record. Gene Ontology annotation, biological process: dephosphorylation. The transcript is spliced from 4 exons. NCBI's taxonomy places the organism in Eukaryota, Ciliophora, Oligohymenophorea, Hymenostomatida.
AAAAUUAAAAGUUAAUAGAGAUUAUAUAGUAAAAGGUGAAUGCUAUUUAUUUUCAGUUUAAACAACAAUGAAAAUAUCUAAUUAUAUAUAAAUAGAUGGAUUGUUAAUAUUAACUAAUUAUAAAUUAAAUUUCGUUGCUUCUAAUAACUCUUAUUCUGAAAAAUAUAUAGAUAGAGAAAAAUAUUUAUUUAUAACUUUAGGUCAUAUAAAUAAAAUUGAAAGGAAUAUGGAAAAGAAAGGACCUGCUUAUAGUAAUAUUGAAAUAUAAACAAAAGACGGUAGAAUGUAUUAUUUUUUCUUUUCCCCUUAAAAUUCAGAAAAUUCAUAUCAGCUUUAUAUUAAAACUUAUAGAUAAGCUUUUCCAGAAGAUAUUAAAAAAUGUUUUGCCUUUAUUUAUGGAUAAUUUGAUAAUUAAUUAGAAUUAGAUUAUCAAGGGCAUAAAAUAUAUGAUAGUUAUCAAGAGUUUUCAAGAUAAGGAAUUGAUGUAGCUCCUAUAAACAUAAAUAUAUAAGAUAGUAAUAUUCAAAAUCAAAAUUAUAUGUUUCGUUAUAUUGAUAAUAGUUUUGGAUAAAUUUGUCCAACAUAUCCUCCUUUAAUAGCAAUUCCAUUCAAAGUAUCUAAUGAAUAUGCAAUAAAAUGUUCUCGUUAUCGUUCUAGAGAAAGAUUACCAGCAUUAACAUAUGCAUAUAAGAAAAGGAAUAGUCAAGAAUUUACGACUUUAUGGCGAUGUGCAUAAUGUAAGCCUGGUAUAAAUUAAAAUCGUUCAGCCGAAGAUGAACAUAUGUUAAAAAUGAUUCGAAAUAAUAGCUUAAACAAUUUAAAAAUUUACGAUGCCAGACCUUUUUUAAAUGCUGUAGGUUAGUAAUUAACAGGAAAAGGUUACGAAAUAAUUGAUUUUUAUUAAAAUUGUGAGCUUGAAUUUUUAAAUAUACACAAUAUUCAUAAAAUAAGAGAUUCAUUAAAAAAAAUGUUUAUCGCAGUGAAUUCAAAUACACAAGAUUAUCUUAAAGAUGUUGACAAAUCUGAAUGGUUUACUCAUAUAAAUACUAUUAUCUCAGGAAGUAAAAAAGUAGCUUAGGCAAUUUAUGACUCACAUCAUGUAGUUGUUCAUUGUAGUGAUGGAUGGGAUAGAACUGCUUAAUUAUUGAGCUUAUCUUAAAUUUUUUUAGAUCCAUAUUUUAGGACUAUUCAAGGAUUCGAAGUUUUAAUUGAAAAAGAAUGGAUUAGCUUUGGACAUUAGUUUAAUAUAAGAAGUGGACAUGUUAGUAAAAAUCAUUCCGAUGAAUAGAGAGCACCUAUUUUUAUAUAAUUCUUAGAUUGUGUUUAUUAAAUCACAAAGUAAUUUCCUCUGUCUUUUGAAUUUAAUUCAAUAUUCUUAAGAGAUAUUGCUUUUCAUGUUUUCUCUUGUCAAUAUGGAACUUUUUUACAUAAUAGCUAUUAAGAAAUAUAAGUGCAUAAAACAAGAUAAAAUACAGUUUCUUUAUGGAGUUAUAUUAAUAAUAGAAUUACUGAGUAUCAAAAUCCAUAUUAUAUAUAAGAAUAAAUCUACAAUAUUAAUUACCUUGAACCAGAUAGUUCUAUUCGAUCAUUUUCUCUUUGGAAAGAAUAUUUUUUAUAAUAUCAAAACGGAAUAACCGAUUAAUAUAAAAUAUACCAAUAAUGUUAAUUUAAUGAGUAUUAUUUUAUAUUUACAUAUAAAACUUUUUAUUUAUUUAUCAUAUUAUUAGAGAUAACUCUAUGGUGCUUUUCAAACAUAUUAAAAUGA